Messenger RNA from Eubalaena glacialis (North Atlantic right whale), 2403 nucleotides. It is a transcript of the gene DPP10, whose product is annotated as dipeptidyl peptidase like 10. The record is from RefSeq and is a predicted model, not a curated record. Gene Ontology annotation, molecular function: serine-type peptidase activity; dipeptidyl-peptidase activity. The transcript is spliced from 26 exons. The coding region runs from base 1 to 2403 and encodes 800 amino acids. Lineage: Eukaryota; Metazoa; Chordata; Mammalia; Artiodactyla; Balaenidae. Gene Ontology annotation, biological process: proteolysis.
AUGACAGCCAUGAAGCCGGAGCAGCAGCCCACCCCGGGGGCCAGGGCGAGCCAGGCUCAGUCGGCGGACCAGGAACUGGGAAGUAACAGCCCUCCACAGAGAAACUGGAAGGGAAUUGCUAUUGCCCUGCUGGUGAUUUUAGUUGUAUGCUCACUCAUCACUAUGUCAGUCAUCCUCUUAACCCCAGAUGAACUCACAAAUUCAUCAGAAACCAGAUUGUCUUUAGAAGACCUCUUCAGGAAAGAAUUUGUGCUUCAUGAUCCAGAAGCUCGAUGGAUCAAUGAUACAGAUGUGGUGUAUAAAAGCGAGAAUGGACAUGUCAUUAAACUGAAUAUAGAAACAAAUACUACUACAUUAUUACUGGAAAACACAACUUUUGUAACCUUCAAAGCAUCAAGACAUUCAGUUUCACCAGAUUUAAAAUAUGUUCUUCUGGCAUAUGAUGUCAAACAGAUUUUUCAUUAUUCGUAUACUGCUUCAUAUGUGAUUUACAAUAUACACACUAGGGAAGUUUGGGAGUUAAAUCCUCCAGAAGUAGAGGACUCCAUCUUGCAGUACGCGGCCUGGGGCGUCCAAGGGCAGCAGCUGAUUUAUAUUUUUGAAAAUAAUAUCUACUAUCAACCUGAUAUAAAGAGUAGUUCAUUGCGACUGACAUCUUCUGGAAAAGAAGGAAUUAUUUUUAAUGGAAUUGCUGACUGGUUAUAUGAAGAGGAACUUCUGCAUUCUCACAUCGCCCACUGGUGGUCACCAGAUGGAGAAAGGCUUGCCUUCCUGAUGAUAAAUGAUUCCUUGGUGCCUAACAUGGUUAUCCCCCGGUUUACUGGAGCUUUGUAUCCCAAAGGAAAGAAGUAUCCAUAUCCUAAGGCAGGUCAAGUGAACCCAACAAUCAAAUUAUAUGUUGUAAACCUAUAUGGACCAACUCAUACUUUGGAACUCAUGCCACCUGAUAACUUUAAGUCAAGAGAAUACUAUAUCACUAUGGUUAAAUGGGUAAGCAAUACCAAGACGGUGGUCAGAUGGUUAAAUCGACCUCAGAACAUCUCCAUCCUCACAGUCUGUGAGACCACUACUGGUGCUUGUAGUAGAAAAUAUGAGAUGACAUCAGAUACAUGGCUAUCUAAACAGAACGAGGAGCCCGUGUUUUCUAGAGAUGGCAGCAAAUUCUUUAUGACAGUUCCUGUUAAGCAAGGGGGCCGUGGAGAAUAUAACCACAUAGCUAUGUUCCUCAUCCAGAGUAAAAGUGAGCAAAUUACCGUGCGGCAUCUGACAUCAGGAAACUGGGAAGUGAUAAAGAUCCUGGCGUACGAUGAAACGACGCAAAAAAUUUACUUUCUGAGCACCGAGUCGUCUCCCAGAGGGAGGCAGCUGUACAGUGCUUCUACUGAAGGAUUAUUGAAUCGUCAAUGCAUUUCAUGUAACUUUAUGAAAGAACAAUGUACAUAUUUUGGUGCCAGUUUUAGUCCCAUGAAUCAACAUUUCUUAUUACUCUGUAAAGGUCCAGGGGUUCCAGUGGUCAGCCUACAUGGCACGGACAACCCAGCAAAAUAUUUUAUAUUGGAAAGCAAUUCUAUGCUGAAGGAAGCUAUCCUGAAGAAGAAGAUAGUAAAGUCAGAAAUUAAAACGCUUCAUAUUGAUGACUAUGAACUUCCUUUACAGUUGUCCUUUCCCAAAGAUUUUACGGACCGAAACCAGUAUGCUCUUCUGUUAAUAAUGGAUGAAGAACCAGGAGGCCAGCUGGUUACAGAUAAGUUCCAUUUUGACUGGGAUUCAGUACUUGUUGACACGGGUAACGUCAUCACAGCACGGUUUGAUGGCAGAGGAAGUGGAUUCCAGGGCCUGAAAAUUUUGCAGGAGAUUCAUCGAAGGUUAGGCUCAGUGGAAAUAAAGGACCAAAUAGCAGCAGUGAAAUUUUUACUGAAACAGCCAUACAUUGACUCCAAAAGAUUAAGCAUUUUUGGAAAGGGGUAUGGUGGCUAUAUUGCAUCAAUGAUAUUAAAAUCAGAUGAAAACCUUUUUAAAUGUGGAUCAGUGAUUGCACCCAUUAUAGACUUGAAGUUGUAUGCCUCAGCUUUCUCUGAAAGAUAUCUUGGUGUGCCAUCUAAAGAAGAAAGCACAUACCAGGCUUCCAGUGUGCUACAUAAUAUUCAUGGCUUAAAAGAAGAAAAUAUAUUAAUAAUUCAUGGGACUGCUGACACAAAAGUUCAUUUCCAGCAUUCAGCAGAAUUAAUCAAACACCUAAUAAAAGCUGGAGUGAAUUAUACUAUGCAGGUCUACCCAGAUGAAGGCCAUGACGUAUCUGAGAAGAGCAAAUAUCAUCUCUACAGCACAGUCCUCAGAUUCUUCAGUGAUUGUUUAAAGGAAGAAAUACCCAUAUUACCACAGGAACCAGAAGAAGAUGAAUAA